AAUCAGCACUCAAAGGUCGGACUACAAAAAGAAAGCACUUCGUCAUUGAAAAGCAAACCUGGCAGUACUAGAAGAGAAACAAUAUAAAGGAUGACCAUGGUUGCCAUUACCGAGUUUCAGAGGAUUGGAAUUGGUCUGGUGGGGUUUGGCUUAUUUUUUCUGCUGUUUGGUGUGUUGCUGUACUUUGAUUCUGUUUUGCUAGCCUUCGGGAAUAUUUUGUUUUUAACAGGUUUAACAUUCAUCAUCGGCUUCAGGAAGACAUCUCACUUCUUCUUCCAAAGACAUAAGUUCCGAGGCUCGUUUUUCUUCCUGGGAGGUGUGUCGCUGGUGCUGUGCCGAUGGCCAAUUAUUGGUAUGCUGGUGGAGUGUUACGGCUUCAUCCUUUUAUUCAGAACUUUCUUUCCAAUGGCCCUGGGAUUUGUGCUAUCGCUGGUAAACAUCCCAUUCCUUAAUGAUUUUUUACAGAGUGGCUCCAGCAUGGUCUGAGAGCACAUUUCCACACUCGGAAGAAUUAUACAAGCCUGAUGGACAGUUGUUCAGAUACUGAAGAAGAGACUUCCAACCAAGUGUUUCAAACAAACAUGUUGUAUAAAAAUGUACACCAGAGAAUUGUACUUUCAUAUUUCAAAUGCACACAUUUUCCCACAAUCACACAUAAACAAACAAACAAAAAAAACUACCGGUAUAAUUUGAGCGACUGUAGUACAGAGUAUAUGCUGAACUGACAGACCCCCUGUCCAAUAUUUCACGUGAGAGUCAUAGACAAUGCUUUUUUUAAAUGAAUGUGUUACAUUCAUUGCAUUAUAGGACAUUAUUUAAAAAAUACAUGAAAUCAAAACAGAUGUUGUGUGGCUUAACUAAUCUAGUUGAUCUUAAUGCAUUAAAACAUGUAAAUCAAUUGCAGAAACAAGACAUUUGUUUGACAUUUCCUAGAUGGCACAACAAGGCCAAAAUGUUUUGCUGGCAUUUUACAAUUGUCGACUGGUUUGCGUUUCUCCUUGCUGCUCGACUUUAAUUGGCUUUGGCGAUUGGAUAGAUGUAUCCUAUUCAGCCACUGAAAACAAGCUGAACUAUGGGCACCGAGAGUUUCUCUACCUGUCCUGCUACUCGUAACGACAGUAUGGAAGCAGCUGGCAUUGCAAAUGGUUAGUGUGUCUUGUCACUAUACAGGUAUUUGUCUACUUGAUUGAAGCUAUUCGUUGAAGUUGUGCAGUGCACAAUCACUGACCACAGGUCAGAACAACUCACUGACUGACUAUUUUUUCCUCAGUCAGAGAGAUAUGCUGUAAGAAAUUUGACAGGACUGCCGUUAUGGAAAAUCAAUGCUAAUGAAGCAGGAAGUAAAGAAAAGAGUGGUUGAGCAUGGAUCACGCAGGAGCAGGUCGUUCAUCAAACUCGCCCACAAGUGAAAAACAAUAAACAAGCUCAGUCCGGCCACUUUCAAACUUUUCAAUCCACUAGUCCACAGUUGUUUUCCAUAUUGUGUUAAGAACCUCUGGUGAAUUUCAGCCCCAGACAGACGUUCUGACCCCCCAAAAAAUCUGAUCCAUUUUACAACGGUGCAUGUUGCAAGUGGAGCGGCCAUUUUUAUCGACUGAAACAAAAUUGUGUAACAAUUGAUCAAUCAGAUAUAUCACCUGCUCGUGAUUACAUGACACUGAAGUUCCGUAGGGAAAUCGUCAUU
This is a messenger RNA of Hippocampus zosterae (dwarf seahorse), 1684 nucleotides long. It is a transcript of the gene golt1a, whose product is annotated as golgi transport 1A. Bases 91 to 486 code for a protein of 131 amino acids. The transcript has 5 exons. NCBI's taxonomy places the organism in Eukaryota, Metazoa, Chordata, Actinopteri, Syngnathiformes, Syngnathidae. The record is from RefSeq and is a predicted model, not a curated record. Gene Ontology annotation, cellular component: membrane; endoplasmic reticulum. Gene Ontology annotation, biological process: endoplasmic reticulum to Golgi vesicle-mediated transport; retrograde transport, endosome to Golgi.